This is a messenger RNA of Paramecium sonneborni, 360 nucleotides long. The record is from the annotation of a GenBank genome assembly. Lineage: Eukaryota; Ciliophora; Oligohymenophorea; Peniculida; Parameciidae.
AUGAAAAAAAUAAUAAAAAUUUAUAGAGAAUAAUUAGGGGAUUAGGGGCACAAAAGUAAUAUAUUGAUAAUUACUAGUAAACAGCAAUGUUUAGAAAGAUUAAGAUCAAACCCAAAAUCAAAAUAGUAUUUAGUAAGAAUAAAUUGGGUUUUAUAAAAUUGUGAUUCAUUUAAAUUCAAGUAAUAUUAAUAAAGAUUAAGUGAUUAAGAUGUAAAGAGUAUCACCAAAUAAAAUUUUAGAGGAAUGUCUAAAAUUGAUGAAUAAUUUAAAAGAUGAUAGAAGAGAGUAAUAAAUUAAAAAGAGUAUCAAAUUAUGUUAGAUUUAGGAAGGUAUUAUAAAAUAAUUAUAAAUAGUAGUUGA